GCAUUAUGGGUUUUGUCAGUUUUUUUUAAAUCCCCUCUCUGACUCUGACGUAAGCCUCUACACUGCAGCCCUGUUCAACAUUACAACAAUACAAAUCCCCUGUGAGCAGGUAGUCAGCAUGUUUGCCCACUUGUUGGCCCUAUAGCGUAGCAGGCUGGAUAUUGUAGUAAUUUACAAUUGAGUCGUGACCUCUCGCGUUCUUACAUCAUAACGAGGAAAACCACGUAUCCCAGCAUGACUUUCUUCAGCCAUUUAGUUACCCAAUGGAUGCUCGGUGCGCUUAUUCAGUGACCAAUCGGGGGGUAGCCUAAUCUUUUAAUUCUAAGAGUUAAAUACCACGAAAAACGUUUUAUCAGCGCAAUUUACAUCAAUUAGUUUAUUAGCCUAGUGUGGGAAGCGCUUGUGCGAUCUGUAAAGCUUCAUUUUGGUCAACAAGUGGUUGGCACGAUCAACAGAGACAGAUUCCAGGUUUUUGUCAGCACACAGGGGCAGCAGCUCGACAUGCUAUCGGGUAUGCGGGUCUGUGUGCCCUCCGCUGCAGCUCUAUUCGGCUCGUUGUGCCAUGGCUGUCGCAGCUGGGCACGUAGUUUGUCAUUCCGGGGUUUUAGUUGGUCGCCCCGAAAGAUCAGCCGGUGGAACAGUCAAGAUUCCAUUGACCUACCUCCUGCGGAGAACCCACGAAUUCUCAUCACAGGUGGCCUUGGACAGUUAGGUGUGGGGCUUGCAGAAAUCCUGAGGAAACAGUACGGAACAGAAAACGUUAUCCUAUCGGAUAUCAAGAAGCCUCCACCAGAAGUGUGCAGAAGUGGCCCGUUUGUGUAUGCUGACGUGUUGGACUUUAAGAACCUCAGAGAGUUGGUGGUGAAUAACCGCAUCACCUGGCUGGUGCAUUACAGCGCUCUACUCAGUGUUGUGGGAGAGGCAAAUGUGGCCCUGGCACGCAAGAUCAAUAUCACAGGGCUUCAUAAUGUGCUGGACCUGGCUCUGGAGAGCUGUUUACGUCUCUUUGUCCCCAGCACCAUCGGAGCCUUUGGCCCUUCUUCUCCCCGUGACCCUGCACCUGACCUGUGUGUCCAGAGGCCUCGCACCAUUUAUGGGGUGUCCAAAGUGCAUGGCGAACUGAUGGGGGAGUAUCUUCAUCACAAGUAUGGACUGGACUUCCGCUGCCUACGCUAUCCUGGCGUCAUCUCAGCUAACACACAGCCUGGGGGAGGAACAACAGACUAUGCUGUCCAGAUUUUUCACGAUGCCCUCAGCACGGGUCACCACGAGUGCUAUUUACGCGCUGACACGCGUCUGCCAAUGAUGCAUGUUGGUGACUGCCACCGUGCGACUGUGGAGUUCAUGCAGGCCCCAGAAUGCCAGCUGUCGCUGCGCACAUACAACAUCGAUGCCAUGAGCUUCACCCCUGAGGAAGUGGCCACGGAAAUCCGCAAGCACCUGCCCCACCUCAAGGUCACCUAUAACCCUGACUCUGUCCGCCAGACAAUUGCGGACAGCUGGCCGGUGAGGUUUGAUGACUCCAACGCACGGAGAGAUUGGGGCUGGAAGUCGACAUAUGGGCUUGAGGAGCUCGUCUCAGACAUGCUGAGCUCCAUCCGUGACAAGAGGACCAACGCCGGACUGCCAGUCAGCUAGCAGGUCCCGCCCACAGAGAGUGACUUACCAAUCACUAUUCCCUUAAGUCCGCUUCAGCCUGGGUCUGCCUAUCACAACAGACCCUCUUUCCUUAGCAUCAUCUCCAAACCAGGACUCUUCUGUAGAUCAGGAUAAUAUUACACCAAUAAACCAGGGACUAUUUUCAAACCUGUCAUCUUCAGCCAGAACCACUCAACUUUCCACAACAGUGGACAUUGACACCACAGAUACACACACACACACACACACACACCGCACCCUCUCAUAAUAGCAGCUUUACUCUUUUCAGGGAACCAUACUGUCAACCAUUCUCUUAUGUUGUGACUGUCUUCCGUUUCUGUUUUAAAUGUGAUAGAGAAUUUUAAUAUCAUAGCAGGUUUAACAUAGGCCUUACACGUCUGGGGGAAAUAGGCUUCAGGCAAAUUAUUUUACAUAUAGUUAGUCAUAACCCUACCUUCAGUUUCCAGUAUCUCAAGGGGUUUCAUUUACAUUUUACAUUUACAGUACGUCAUUUAGCAGACAGUCUUAUCCAGAGCGAUUUACAGUUAGUGCAUUCAUCUUAACAUAGCUAGGGGAGACAACCACAUAUCACAGUCAUAGUAAGUACAUUUUUCCUUAAUAAAGAAGUUAUCAGCAAAGUUAGUGCUAAAAGGAAAUGUUCCUCCUUGCCUGCUGUAUUAGGGUAGUAUAGAGGGCACAGUGAUUUCCUUCCUGGCCUGUUGCGUUAGGGUAAUAUAGAGGGAACAGUGAAAUGACACAGGAGCAGUGAGAGAUAUAGGGACAACUAUCAGAAGAAAUAUAAAAUCCACAAUGUUUACAAAAGGCCUGCCUUUACAACACAACUUCAGUACAUUUUCAAACAUCUCCACAUUUCUUUACAGUCAGUGUGAUUUUGGGUACCAAAUAAAUUCAGAAUUGAAGCCUUAUUUUUAAUUGACAACUAAUUAGAAAUAUAUUUGUGAGUAAUGAACAAAAUUGCAGUGUACUUUUGAUCAUAAAUUGAAUAAAUCUCUUAAUUUGCUCAUUCUGUUGUUUUGUUAUU
Messenger RNA from Oncorhynchus mykiss (rainbow trout), 2680 nucleotides. Its product is annotated as L-threonine 3-dehydrogenase, mitochondrial. Lineage: Eukaryota; Metazoa; Chordata; Actinopteri; Salmoniformes; Salmonidae. The record is from RefSeq and is a predicted model, not a curated record. Gene Ontology annotation, molecular function: L-threonine 3-dehydrogenase activity. Gene Ontology annotation, biological process: L-threonine catabolic process.